This is a messenger RNA of Anopheles stephensi (Asian malaria mosquito), 1522 nucleotides long. Its product is annotated as lipase 1-like. Lineage: Eukaryota; Metazoa; Arthropoda; Insecta; Diptera; Culicidae. The transcript is spliced from 3 exons. Bases 1 to 1206 code for a protein of 401 amino acids. The record is from RefSeq and is a predicted model, not a curated record. Gene Ontology annotation, biological process: lipid metabolic process. Gene Ontology annotation, molecular function: hydrolase activity, acting on ester bonds.
AUGGCGAUGGGUACGUCGUGCGUCCAAAUUCUUCUAAUUGGCGCGUACAUUUCAUGGAGUUCCGGAGAUAUCGUUUUCCGUGAAGAAGAUGCCGUCCUUACUACGCCUGAAAUCACGCAAAAGUACGGUUACGCUAGCGAAGUGCACAACAUCGUUACCGAGGAUGGGUACAUCGUCGAGCUGCAUCGUAUCCGUGCUUCACCCGUCUCCGGUCCAGCCGAUCCGCGCAAACUGCCCGUUCUGCUCAUGCACGGUUUGAUGGGUUCUUCGGCCGACUGGAUUCUAAUCGGCCCGGAAGAAGCUCUUCCUUAUUUGUUUUCCGACUGCGGGCAUGACGUGUGGCUUGGGAAUGCACGAGGCAACCGGUACAGUCGCAACCACACCUACCUACCGCUGGAAGAACGCGAAUUUUGGGACUUUUCUUUCCACGAAAUCGGUUUCUACGACCUGCCCGCUAUGGUGGAUCACGUGCUGGCCGAGACGGGCCAGACACAGCUACACUACGUAGGUCACUCGCAGGGUACGACCGUCUUUUUCGUACUGAACUCACUGCGCCCCGAGUAUAACCGGAAGUUCCGGCUUAUGCAGGCCCUUGCUCCGGCCGUCUUUCUUACCCAUUUGCAGAACCCUUUCCUACGGUUUUUGGCUCAGCAUGAAACGGUAGCACUGCAAUUUGUCAAUUCUUUCGGUAUCUACGAAAUGAAACCAUUCCCGGAGGAAAUGAACCGGUUGGCCAAAGCGCUCUGUCCGGACUUUUACAGCAGGGCCCUCUGUCUGGACGCGAUGCACACGAUGACGGGCAACAAGUACCAUCACAUCUCCCAGCUCGGGUUUCCGAUGCUGAUGCACCACUUGCCAGCCGGCUGUUCGCUGAAGCAGGUAGCACACUUCGGCCAGGAGGUUAUCUCCGGUCACUUCCGGCCGUAUGACUUUGGGGCGGAGGAAAACCGCCGCCGGUACGCCGGUAGCGAUAUGCCGCCCGACUACGACCUCACCAAGGUCACCGUGCCGGUGGUCGUGUUUUACGGCCUUGCCGACCAACUAACGCACCCGACCGAUGUGCGCCUGCUGGCUGGUCGGCUACCGAAUCUGGUGGCCCUGAACCAGCUGCCGAACGCAACCUUCAACCAUAUGGACUUCCUGCUUGCGGGCGACGUCAAGGACGCACUGUACGAUAGCAUUAUCGGUAAUGUGGAGCAAGCGUGAAGUACAGUGAAGGCGCCCCGUGGGCUUUUGCCCGGGGGGCGAGCGCCAAGCAACCGAAGGCCCGCAGUUUUUUCGCCGUAAUCAAAUUGCCAUGCAAAACCGUGACAUUGCAAGCGGUGCGCGACACGAGUGGCGUGUAAAUGACCUGGGAAGUCGUGUUGAGUUUAGGCGAGUAUAGUGUGCCGAAAAAAAAUGCCAUAAAACUGAGGGAAAAAAUAAUUGAAAUGUAAUAAAUAUUUUCAGUAAAUAUGCAAUAAUUCACUUGUUUUCAGCUUCAAUCUGCCUGCAAUGUAUCUUGCUAUAAAAUUCAUAUACA